CGAGCUGGAGUCUCUCAAUAGCUGUAGGCCGGUGUUUUUUGUCGGACAGUUGUGUGUGCAGAAGCUGUAGCCCACACAUGGCUGCAGGACCCUGGACCUAGUGAGAGGAAGGUGCUUGCCAGACUGGGGGAAGCGCUCCGUCUCCGCUGUUCCUCCCGGCUUCAGUCCCGUUAGAUGACAUAUACGCGCUUUAUCCGAUGUUGUUCACCUGGAACCUAAAGCUGCCAAAUGAAUAGCCAAUUUCAAUAGAUUUUGAACAGAGUCACGAUGCAAUUAGUGACUGCCAUUUGAGGGGAGCAGGAGCCGAAGACCCUGGGAACUCUUAUCGAUGUUAUCCUCAGCAAUAAAUAUAGGUAUUCUAGUAGGCUAAUUUAUCCUGGACAGAGAGGCCAAGCAAGGUGUCAGGAAUGCCCUCUGUCCUCCUGCUAGCUGGGUUAAUUCUGGCUCUGUCCAUCCCUGGUGCUACGUCUGAGUCAGCUGUGCUGCGUUUUUUUGGGCAGACUGACUUUGUGGUCAAUGAGAGCAGCAGAACUGUAGUUCGUCUGGUCGUGGAGAGAGAAGGAGACCCGAUCAAUGUGACAGCCCUGGUUCUGCUAGAGGGAGAAGACACGGGGGACUUUGAAUCCACUACUGCUGCAGCCUUCCUGCUCUCGUCUGAGCCCAGUAAGACCAUCUUCAUUGCUGUGAAAGAUGAUGAUCUGCCUGAAGCUGAUGAGACAUUCACUUUCAACCUUAAACUGCAGAGCUCAUCCAAUGGCGUGACACUGGGUACACCAAACAAGGCAACCAUCACCAUCCUGUCCAAUGACAACGCCUUUGGAAUCAUUGCCUUCAACUCAACUGAAGAGGUUGUUGUAGAUGAACCAAGAGGAAGGAACCAGUAUGUGCCUUUCACCCUUAUUAGAGAGAGGGGGACAUAUGGGACCGUGACUGUGAACUUUGAGAUCUUUGGAGGUCCCAACCCUGCCAUUGAGGACCUCAGACCAGACAGAGGAAACAUUACCUUUACCCCCAGGAAAGCUGUGGAGGUCUUCACUGUCCUCAUCCAGGAUGACCAGAUCCCGGAGGAUGAUGAGGUGUUUUCAGUCAGGCUAACAGGCGCGGCAGGCGGGGCCCUCCUCAGCCCCAACGCCAACAGCGUCCAACUAAGGAUACGGCGUAAUGACAGUCCGCUGCGGUUCUCCCAGUCCAUUUUGGCAGUAGAAGAGACUGACGGAGUCGUCAACCUCACUGUGACCCGUGGUCGGUUGACAGAGGGUGGGCCAGUGGUCGGCUCCAUUGACACCGAGGUUUCUGUCGAUUACAUGGUGGUGAGCGGUGAGGGAGCAGCCAGCGCUACACCAGCUGUGGACUUCAUUGACCUACAGCCGAACCGCACAAUCACGUUCCCGCCAUUCCACUAUGAGGUCAUCCUGCAGUUCAACAUCAGUGACGACGAUGUGCCAGAGAUCGCGGAGUCCUUCCAUCUGGUCCUGCUGGAGGAGACAGUCAGAGGAGACGCUGUCCUGGCUCCACCCAAUGAUGUCUUGGUCACCAUCGAGCCCAAUGAUAAGCCUCACGGUGUCCUGUCAAUCAGCAUUAGCACACUCUUUCAGCCUGUCAGCAUCAAUGAAGAUCUGACACAGAGAUUUGAUGGUAUCGUCAUUGUAAGGAAUGGAGGCAGCUAUGGUGAUGUGUCUGUCAACUGGACCAUCAGUCGAAACUCCAGUGACGAAUCCCCAGUGUCAGACGACUUGAGUCCUGAGGCAGGGAUGCUGAAAUUUGGUGCUGGUGAGAAGAAGGCCAUAUUGCCGUUAUACAUUGUGGCAGAUGAUUUUCCGGAAGAGGCAGAGGCCUUCAUUCUCAAACUGCUGCCGGAUACUGUCACAGGGAGUGCCGAGGUCGACGAACCUAUGGAGAUGGUGUUCUACAUUCAGGACAGUGAUGACAUCUACGGGAUGUUUCGCUUUCACCUGGUCGAAAAUCAAAGCAUCCAGAGCCAGCCUGAAGGCCGUUUUCUGUCCCUCAGCUUCCUGCGAGAAGGUGGCACACUGGGUGAAGUGUCUAUGACCCUCACCGCCCUCUACAUUCCUGCAGGGCCAAUAGAUCCAGCGCUGGCCCGUGACCAGGUCCUGAAUGGUAGCAGGUCCAUCAGUGUGGUGUUUUCUCAUGGGCAGGAGCUGGUCCACCUCAUUCUGCCAAUCAGGAAUGAUGCUUUUCUGCAGAAUGGAGCUCAUUUCUUAAUACAGUUGGAUAAACUGGAGCUGGUUGACAUUGCGCCCCCGAUUCCCUCGAUCAGCCCAAGGUUUGGGGGAUCCCUCAAUCUGACCCUGCCUGUCACCCCAGACAUUGCCAACGGGGAAAUCGGCUUCACCAGUAACACCACUGUGGUGGUUUAUGAACCAGAGGACGGCAAUAGUACCAUGGUGUCCCUCCCCCUGCGGCGUGAUGGGACAGAUGGUCAGGCUGAGGUGUUCUGGAGUCUUCAGCCAAUUGGAGCUAACCGUGACGAUGUAACCCCUGACGACCUGGGGCCUUUUAGUGGCUCUGUGGUUUUCAUCUCUGGACAGAGUGCCGCCUCCAUCAACUUCACCGUCAUGCCCGAUGAUAUCCCAGAAGUUAAUGAAACCCUGCUGCUCACUCUGGACAGGAGUAACGUCGAGAACCAGAUCCUGAAAGUUGGCUUCACCAGCCGAGAGAUCGUCAUCAUGGAGAACGAUGACCCCGGGGGUGUCUUUGAGUUCUCCCCGUUUGCUAGAGGUCCAUGGGUCAUCAAUGAGGGUGAGGCUGUGGAGCUGCGAGUGGUCAGGGCUCAGGGUCAGCUGUUGAAGCAGCUCAUACGCUACACUGUCAUGCCCUCUGGAAACACCGAGUUCUAUGGUGCUACGGGCAUCCUGGAGUUUAAACCACGAGAGAGGGAGGUGGUGGUGGCACUGGUGGCACAGCCUGACGGGGUGCCAGAGCUGGACGAGACCUUCUCUGUGGUACUUACCAGCCAUAGCACUCCGCCCAGUCGUCUAGGCAACCACAGGGAGGUCAACAUCACAGUGCGAAAGAACGACGACCCCUAUGGGGUCAUUGAGUUCAUCCAAUCUGGACUGGUGGAGGCCAUCAAUGAGAGCAAAGGGAGCGAGACAUACCAAGCGGUGUACCCUGUAGUGAGGAACAGGGGUCGGUUCGGACAGGUGUCAGUGUCCUGGGUCCUAGAACCCUCCCAGUCUGGGGACGUCAGCCCCAUCCAAGGAAACAUCACCUUUGAAGAAGGAGAGUACCUGAAAAACCUCACUCUCUUCUCUGUACCUGAUGAGAUCCCCGAGGAUAUGGAAAAUUUCACCAUCACACUGAUAAAUGCCACAGGUGGAGCUAGACUGGGAAACGUACUGAAUGCCAGUUUACAGAUUAACAAGAACGAUGAUCCCAUUUACUUUGCUGAACCGGUGGUCAUGCGGCUUCAGGAAGGGGGCGUGGCCACCUUCACUGUUCUGAGGGCAGGCCGGGCAGACUUUGUUGCCACGGUGAUGUACCGUGUAGAGUACGGUGACGCGUUGCCGGGUGACUUCACCAUGCUGAGUAAUGACACGUUGCUUGUGUAUGAUGUGGGUGAAUGGAUGAAGAACAUCUCAGUGGCUGUGGAGGACGAUGACAUACCAGAGACCGAUGAGCCCUUCUACAUUGUUCUCUACAACGCCACAGGUGAUGCUGUUGUGUAUGGAGCCGACACAGCUACUGUAGUGAUUGAGGCUAAUGAUGACGCCAACGGGAUUUUCUCCCUGGACCCCACAGAGAAACCUGUGGAAGAGGGCAAGACCAACAACUUCACUGUCCUGCGGGCAAGGGGCCAUUUUGGUGAUGUGACAGUGUUCUGGCAGCUCUUUGCCAAUGACUCAGUGUCUCCCCUGGAGGAGAGCCAGGAGUUCACCAACACCUCCGGCUCCAUCACCUUCACCACAGGGCAGGAGGCCAAGCCUAUUGUCCUGGAGGCCAUCUCUGAUAAACUACCAGAGUUCAAUGAAUUCUUCGUCCUUAGGCUGGUUAAUAUCUCAGGUGGUUAUCCAGGAGAAGGUGGACGACUGGCGGAAACGUUCCUGAAUGCUUCUGUCCUCAUUCCUUUCAACGAUGAUCCAUUUGGCGUCUUUGCCAUCGCUGAAAACAACCUGGAUCAGGAAGUGGCUGAAGACGUAGCUUCAGAGGACGAUAUGUCUAACGUCACAUCCUUCAAAAUCCUCCGACAGCAGGGCACUUUUGGUGACGUGCAGGUCGCCUGGGAGAUUGUUUCGGGUCGUUUCCCAGAGGGCCUUCCUAAGAUGGAUGACCUUCUCCUCUCAGCCUCCUUCCCAAGGGAGGUGGAGCUCAGGCCCCAUGCCAGGAGACACCACUCCGGCACAGACGCAUGGUUCUUCUCUGGCCACCCUGGAGCUUAUGGGACCAUCUCCCCUGAGGAUGGUCCUGCUGCCUUGGGCAAUUUUACUUUCUCUGCUUGGCUGGUGCCCAGGCAAGACACCGAUGGCUUUAUAGUCUCCAAAGGAACCAGAAAUGGGACCUUGUAUUAUGGAGUGAAGGUCCACACCAAUGAGUCCCAUGUCAGUGUGAUGCUGUUUUAUACAGCCAUAGGGUCAAACAACACCCAGGUGGCCCGGGCCACUGCUGAGAAGUUUGUGAAGGAUAAUGUGUGGCUGCAUGUCAUCAUUACAGUGGAUGAUGGGAUUAUAGAGUUCUUCUUGGAUGGGAAUCCCAUUCCUGGAGGACUAAAGAGCAUCAAAGGAGAAGGCAUCGCUGAUGGACCUGUUCCACUGUUUAUUGGGUCAGACCCUGAGGGUGAGCAGCGCUACACAGGUCUUCUCCAGGACGUUCGCCUGUACGGAACUAAGCUGAACCGCAGCCACAUCCAUGAGCUUCACAGCCAGCCCGCCAAAAUAGACCUGCGUAACAUUUCAGGGUACCUUAAGUACCGUCAGGACGAGAAGCAGAAGUCCUUUGUGGUGGAGGUGAGGGACGACAAGGAGGAGGAAGGAGAGGAGGUUUUCUAUCUACAGUUGAUAGCAGUUCACGGCGGAGCACGCCUCCCCUUCCCCAAACCCACUGCCACACUGCGUGUCAUGAAGAGCGACAAUGCCAAUGGCUUUUUUGGAUUCACCGAUGCCUGCAUACCUAAUACCACCGAGGAGGGCUCCACUAUUUCAUGUGUGAUCGAGCGAACACGAGGAGCUCUGGACCAUGUUUAUGUCAACUACACGGUUACCCAGCUGGACAGCUCGGACAGAGAGAUCACAGCCCACCAAGAUUUUGCUAAUGCCACUGGAGCUGUACUUUUCAUGCCUGGACAGCGCAUUGAGGCGCUGAACCUCCUGGUGUUGGACGAUAACCUCCCAGAGCUGGCAGAGUCCUUCCAAGUCAUGCUUGUGUCAGCACAGUCAGGAGAUGGGAAGCCAGGCUCCACCCCCUCCAGCGGGGCAAGCAUUGACCCUGAUAACUCCAUCAACACUGUCACCGUCACAGCAAGCGACCACCCCUAUGGCCUGCUCCAGUUCCAGCCGAGCCCUCCAGGGGAGGGCCUGAUCUCUCCAGCCUCAGAACCUGCCCACAUCACCAUUAACGAGGAGGACGGGGACGUCCGUCUGCUGGUGGCCAGAGCCCAAGGCCUGUUGGGAAGGGUCAUGGUAGGAUACAGGACGACCCCCUUCACAGCCUCCAGCCCUGAGGACUACGAGGACUCAGAAGGCUUGCUGGAUUUUCAGGAAGGCGAGAGGUUUAAGUUCAUCACUGUGACCAUUAUAGAUAACCUCGUCCCUGAGUUGGACAAGAUUUUCAGAGUAGAGCUCUACAAUCCUGAUGGAGGAGCAAGCCUGGGAGUUGGUUCCCACAUUACGGUGACCAUUGCCGCCUCUGAUGAUGCCCACGGAGUGUUUCAGUUCAGUCCUGACUCCCUGGUUGUCAACGGGACAGAACCUGAGGACAGACGCAGCUCUGUGGUCCUGCAGGUGGAUCGGGCCUUUGGUGACCUCUCCAAUGUGACUGUUUAUUGGGAGGCUGAACCAAGUUCAGAGGACGAUCUCCUUAGCAGGUCUGGGAACAUCACCUUCAGCGUAGGUCAGACUUCGGGGGACAUCAUCAUCAGCAUAGCACAGGAUGAGGUGCCUGAGCUGGACGAGAGCUUCACUGUGUCCUUGGUGAAUGUCUCCCAUGGCCAGCUGGGUGUCCACACCACUGCUACUCUGACAGUGUUUGCCAGCGACGACCCUUAUGGUGUUUUUGUGUUCGCUGAUGUCACCAAACCUGUCCGUCUUCCUGAAGGUGACUCCACUGUCACCCUCACCAUCCUUCGACAAAGAGGCCUAAUGGGAAAGGUGCGUGUGACAUAUGGGACACUGAAUGAGGACGAUCCAGCACCAUACAGGACCCCUGGGGUGGGCCGGGCCACCGAGGGGGAGGACUUUGUUCCUCUCCUGGAGUCUGUUGUGUUCUUGGCCAAUCAGAGUGAAGUGAACAUCACCCUCCAAGUGCUGGAUGACGAAGACCCAGAGAGAGACGAGUCUGUGUUUGUGGAGCUGAUCAGUGUUCAUCUCAUCGAAGGAGAGCAGGAGAGGCUCAUUGCCAGAUCCCCUCGUCUGGGUUCACGGACUGAGAUUGUGGCCCAGGUCAUAGUGGAGGCCAGCGACGAUGCUUUUGGAACCCUGCAGCUGUCAGCCCCCGCUGUCACUGUGGCUGAGCACUAUGUUGGGCCCAUCAUUAAUGUAACACGCACAGGAGGGAUAUUCGCUGAUGUAUCUGUCAAGUUCAGAGCAGUGCCCAUGACUGCUACAGUCAGUGAAGACUACAGUGUAGCUUCCACUGAUGUGGUCCUGCUAGAAGGGGAAUCCAGUAAGGCUGUACCCAUCUACAUCAUCAAUGACCAGAUCCCCGAGCUGAAGGAGACCUUUCGCAUCGAGCUGAUCAACCAGACCACAGGAGGAGCUUUGCUUGGGGAGCUCACACGAGCUAUCAUCACCAUACUGCCUUCUGAUGACCCCUUUGGUGCCUUUGUCUUCCAGGCUGCUCCAGUCACCAUAGAGGAACCAGGAUCUAACUCCGUUGAGGUCACACUACCUAUUGUCCGUACGGCUGGAACUAUUGGCACAGUGACAGUACAAUGGCAGGCCACUGUCAAUGGCCAGCUAGCGGUAGGGGACAUCAGUCCCACAUCUGGUGAGGUGACCUUUGCUCCCAAAGAGACUGUGAAGACCUUGAGACUAGAGGUCUUGGCUGAUGAUGUACCUGAAAUCACUGAGAUUAUUAAGGUGGAGCUGACUGGUGCCAGUAAUGGAGGAAACCUUGGAGCUGAAACAUCUGUUAACAUCAUAGUGCCUGCUAAUGACAACCCAUAUGGGACGGUCUUCUUUGACCAGUUUGUGUACCUCGUUCAGGAGCCACUGGAGGGAAUUUAUAUAGCCAAUAUUACAGUCCGCAGGAGUGGUGGUCACUUUGGUCGCUUGGAAAUCCUCUACAGCACCUCGGAGAUUGACAUUGUUGGCAUGGCUCAGGCUGAGGGCCAGGACCUGCUGAUGUAUUACAACACCCCAAUCCCAGGUGUCCCAUCUGCUGCCACCCACAGGACUGUCAACAUCACUGGCCAGGGAGACCCCCUGACUGCCUGUGCAGCUGCCUGUCUGAGGGAGCGUGCCUGCCAGGCCUUCUCUCUCUCAUCAGGGGUGAACCCACCAUCCUGCACCUGGGUGACUGCAGGCACUGACCAGCUAACCCCAGAACCUUCAGUGAUGACUUAUUUGAAAAAUUCCUCUGUGGCUGCUGUCCUAUACAGUGCUCAGGCCGUGGCAGGUAGUGAUUACACCACCAUGACAGCUCAAAGUGCCUUCAUGGAGGAUGGGUCCAGGACAGCCAACCUCACUGUUCCCAUCUUGACUGAUAAAUUCCCUGAAAUGGACGAGAACUUCGCCAUUCAGAUCCUAAAGGUCGAGCUGGUGAAUCUGACUGUGGCGGAGAAGAACCUGCCCUCCAUUGGCCAGCCAGACAGGGCCGUGGUUACCAUAGGGAUAAAUGGGGAUGCAUUUGGGGUGUUUCUUAUUUAUAGUCUCAGUCCCAAUGCCACCAGGGAUGGGCUGUAUUUGGAGGUCCGUGAGGAGCCAAUGGUUCUGGUGCCACUGGUUAUAGAGAGGAGAGGAGGCAGUCUAGGGAGAGUCACUGUAGAGUGGAGGUUUGUUGGAGGAAAAGCCACACCAGACGCUGACUUCACUGGAACUGGAGGGACGCUGGUCUUUGCAGAUGGUGAUAUGAAGAAGACCAUAGAGAUAGUAAUCAGAGAUGACAGUGAGCCAGAGGACAGCGAGAACCUCCACAUUGGACUGGUGAAGGCAACAGGGGGAAGUCGAAUCCUGCCCAGCUCUGACACUGUCGUCAUAGUGAUACUGGCUAACGAUAACGUGGCUGGGAUAGUAGGCUUCCAUCCAGCUUCACGCUCUGUCAUCGCCAGAGAGGGUGAGAGGCUAUCCUUGUUAGUGUUGAGGACAGCUCCAGGCCUGGGUAACAUUACUGUGGACUGGGCACUCCAAGGCCCCCUAGUAGACAGGACCUUCACCCAAACCUCAGGGACACUUUUCUUUACUCAGGGAGAACUGAAUGACACCAUAGUCUUGCAGCUGCUGGAUGAUGUCACACCAGAGGACAAGGAUGAAUACAAAGUAGUCCUGUCCAAUGUACAAACUUUCGGUGUUUUGGUGACAGGCCACGCAGCACUGGACAUUCAGGGCAGUGAGGCAGUGGUUACCGUGCAAACCAGUGAUGAACCCUAUGGGAUGUUGAGCAUUGCCCCGUCCUCGCUCAGGGUGGCCACGGAGGAACGCGACCGAACUGUGCACAUCUAUGUCAACAGGGAGUUUGGAACCUCAGGAGCAGUGAACAUCACUUAUGAGGUUGUUAGGGGUUCUCUCCAGGACCUGUCCCAAGUAGAGGGGGAUCUUGCUGACCCUGGACAAGACUUUAUCUCUGGAACCGGCUCUGUUAUCCUUCAAGAAGGACAGACCUCUGUUGGCAUCCCGGUCACCAUACUGGAUGAUGACCUUCCCGAGUUGCAGGAGUUCUUCUUGGUCAACAUAACAUCAGCAGUGCUUAUCACAACGGUUGCCAUUGCUCCCCAGCUAGAGGUUGUGUUUUGCACGUUGCCAGACACCCAAGGUUUGGUGGCAGAAAUCACCAUUGUUGCUAACGAUGGCAUCAGAGGAGUCAUUGAAUGGACAAACACCAUGUUUGAGGUAAAUGAGACGAUAGGGGCGCUCACCCUGGUGGCCUACAGGAACAAGGGGACAUAUGGAAAUGUCUCGCUGCUCUUCUAUGCUCAGAACCUGGAGGCUCAGCAAGGACUGGACUACAACACCAGCCAAACGAUGCUCCAUUUUGUUGAUGGUGAAAGACAUAAGUUUGUGGAGGUGCAGAUCACUGAUGACUCCCUUCCAGAGGGACCUGAGAGAUUCCAGCUGAUCCUGUCCAAGCCUUCCCCUGGACUGGAGCUGGGCGCCAACACCACAGCGACCGUGACCAUCCUGGCCAGUGACGACGGGCACGGUGUCAUUUCCUUCAACAGCAGCGAGCAUUUCCUGUUGAAGGAGCCCACGUCAGUGUCGGGCCUGAGCGAGAGCGUGGCCACUCUGUAUGUUGUCCGGAGCCCUGAGCAGGGCACAUUCGGCACCGUGACCGUACAGUUCACCAUCACUGAUAACAAUGGUAGCCUGGCAGAGGGUGACCUGAUUCCAUCACAAGGCUUUGUGGUGCUGGAGGAUGGGGUCAGGUUUAAGACGCUGGAGAUCUGGGCGGUACUGGAUGCUGAGCCUGAAGAGAAUGAAACCUUCACAGUGACCCUGUCCAGUCCAACAGGAGGUGCACGUCUUGGCGACCAACUCUAUACACUCAUCACAGUCCUGGAGAACCUGGCUCCUUCUGGCCUGUUCCGCAUCGGACCCACACUCAACAGAACUAACACAGAGGUGGUGGCUGAUGAAGGUGGCAGGACAGUCUUCCUGACUGUGUCUCGCAGUAAUGGCCUGGAGUCAGCUGUCAGCGUCGAAUGGGAGACCCAGUCAGACACAGCUGUUGCCUCAGAGGGUGAUCUCUCAGUGAUGGGUGUGUACCAGAGAUUUGAGGACAGGCCCACCUCUGCUUGGUGCUCCCUCCCCGAAGGGCCCUCCUUCCUGGCCAUGAGGCUGGACAGGAGGCCAUCUGUUGGAUUCCCUUACACUCUGGCAACCCUCUACCAGUGGCAGGGCGUUUUUGUGCCCACAGAGUCCAUCAGGAUCCAGGACCCAAGCUCAUGUGUUGGGUUUCCAGUGAAUGGUUCCACCUACAUAGCUAUCACACACAGCGGUUCUCCCUUCUCCCCUGCUGCCAACCUGAGCAUCUUCAAAGUGCAGAGUGAUCUCAAUAUCACAUUGGUGCAAACCCUAGGUAUCGAAGCUCUUGAUGUGAAACACUUCUCCAUUGAAAAGAGAGACUACCUGAUAGCAUCAAGCCAGGUUUUCAUCAGGGUUGGAGGCUGGUUCGCUCUCUUCCAGACCCUUGACCUCCAGCAAAAUAUCCUCAGUGUGUCCCCAUUCAUUCGUAGGGAUACUCACUACCUAGUAGCCUGCAUAGACAGACAGACUGACAGCUGUUUCCUGCUUCAGUGGACCAAUAGAAAAUUUCAGAAUCCGCAGCCCCUCCCACUCGCCGGCAGAGUCAGCCAAAUCGAGGCGGUCCACACAGUAGCGGGAGACAUUCUCCUGUUGGUUGUAAUUGAAGGUCCUUCGUCAUCCUGUGAGGUGUUAUUGUGGGGUUCAGAGGAGUUUUCACCGCAGAAUAUUCAGUCCAUUCAUCACCCAGACCUCACCUCAGUCCAUCACUUCACCCUUCCUUCAGGAAUCACCUAUGUCCUGCUUGCUGGCAGAAACGACUCAUCACUCUACUCCUGGAGGUCUGAUGUCCAUCUGUUCUCCAUGAUCCUGAAGGCCCCCCCAGCCAUCAGCUUUCUGUCUCUGUUGGUCCCCUCCCUCGACACCAACAAGACCCUUUUGGCCUCUGCUGAGGAGAGCAGCUCUACUAUCUAUGAAUUCACUUACAUCUCCAACCAGUCUGAUUUCAUACCCAGUUAUGGCGAGUUGCACUUUGCACCGGGUGACAGCGAGCUGGAGAUAGCAGUUAAUGUCAUAGAUGACGACAUCCCUGAGGAAGAGGAGCACUUCCGGGUCAGCCUGAAGAACCCGAAGGGCGGGGCUGAGAUUGGCUUUGGUGGUCAGGUGACUGUUAUCAUCCCAAUCAACGAUGACGCCCAUGGAGUCAUUGGCUUCGCUCAGAGCUCGCUAUUCAUGGAGAUUGAGGAGUUGGAGCAGAACAACCUAAUUUCUCUAAGUGUGGAGAGGAGAAGGGGGACUUUUGGCAGGCUGACUGUUCACUGGGCAGCUAAUGGCAGUCUGGAAGACAUUUUUCCCACUUCAGGAGUGGUAACGUUUUCAGAGGGCCAAUCACUAGCCACGAUCUCUGUGGCGGUGAUAGCAGAUGGCGUUGCAGAGAUGAGGGAGAGUGUCACUGUUGCCCUCAUGGAUGUCACCACUGUGGGUCUGGAGGACCCAAGGCAGGCCGCUGUCAUUGACCCUCAGCGAGCUCGGGCCCUCCUCACCAUCCUACCAAAUGGUUCACCUUUCGGUGUGAUAGGGUGGCAUCUAGACUCCCAGUUUACAUUAAUACAAGAACCACAGAGGAUGCCCAUCAAUGUGACUCUGUCCAUAGUGAGGGAGCAGGGCUCUUCAGGUGAGGUGGCAGUGCAUUACCAGACCAGGGCGGCUCUGUCCCAGCCCCCGUCCAAUCAGGCCACAGCAGGACAAGACUACAUCUCUAAAGACGAAACCGUCAUCAUGAUAGACAGUGCAACUGUGGUCCUUGUCUCUGUCACCAUCCUGCCGGAUGACAUCCCGGAGCUGGCAGAGAGCUUCUUGGUAAACAUCACCGGUGUUGAGCUGAUUGGCGGGUCUGUUGGAGCAGGCCAGCCCAGUGUGAAGAGGCCUGGUAUGGAAGUAGCGGAGGUCACCAUCCAGGAGAACGAUGACCCCAGAGGGCUUCUGCAGUUCAAUGUGUCUCAGGAUGUCCAUGGGAGGGUUCUGGCCCACGAGUUGCCACCACCAGACAACAUUUUCCAACUGUCAGUGGUGCGAUUGGCUGGCACAUUAGGAAGAGUGGUAAUCUACUGGGAGGCUUUGCCAAUCACUGCUAGUCUUGACGACUUCAGCCCCACCUCUGGGAAUAUCACCCUAGAAGAUGGGCAGAGAGAAGCCACAAUUGACAUAACCAUCACGGAUGAUAAAGAGGUGGAGACUGCAGAGACCUUCACAGUGACUUUACUGCGUGUGAUUGGUGGAGCCCAGCUAGGAGAGGUGACAUCUGUAACCAUCAGUAUUCCACCUAACGACUCACCUCUGGGGCGAUUUGGAUUCCAGGAGCUGGAAGUUACUGUCAGUGAGCCAGAGUUUGAUGAUGACCCCGCUGCCGUGGCAACACUAGCAGUUGUGCGUAGUGCAGGAGGCGAGGGGGCAGUGACAUUGGUGUGGCAACUAGAUAACGAGGCCAGAAAUGACCUCUUACCCCUCAGAGGAACCUUAGUCUUCACUGAGACUGAGUCUAAGAAGACGUUUGUGGUAAGAGCUCUCGCCGACUCUGUGCUGGAGGGAGAUGAGAGCUUCUCUGUCCGGCUAUUUCCUGAUGAGAGUGGUGUCGUCAUCGACCCCUUAAAUGGUGUGGCCACCAUCACUAUCAUGGGAGACACGGCUGCCCUGGGGAUCGUUGGGAUAGCAGAGUCCUCCAAGAACAUCUUGAUUGGUGAACCUCAAGGAGAUUACAAUGGGACUGCUGUUGUCAGUCUGGUUCGAGGGCCAGGUGUUUUUGGGGAGAUCCAGGUCUAUUGGAACAUCACUCCAGCUGUGGUUUCUGAGUUUGAGGAGAUUUCUGGCAUUGUGACUAUGAGAGACAGACAGUCUGUUGCCACAAUUAUCCUUAAGGCCCUUGAUGAUGAUAUUCCAGAGGAGCGCCAGGUGUAUCAGCUUACCCUGACGUCUGCCACUGCAGGGUUGGACAUCAGCCCCUUAGCCAGACAUGCAAGAAUUACCAUGGCAGCCAGCGACAGCCCCCACGGCUUGUUUUCCUUCACACAGCACCUGCUCAGGGUGACCGAGAAAGAGGGAAUGGUCAAUGUGACGGUGAUCCGCUCUUUGGGCACUCUGGGUACUGUAUGGGUGACCUAUCAGACAUCGGGCAGCACAGCAGUCAGCGGGGUGGACUUCUCCCCAGCUUCAGGACGAUUACUCUUCACUCCAGGCCAGAUCGCACGACAAGUCAUGCUGCGUAUCCAUGAUGAUGAUCUUCCAGAGGGGCCUGAGGUGUUAUACCUCAACAUCACUGAAGUGGAACUAUUCAACGUGAGUGAUGUGGACUACACAGUAAGAGAGUCAGGCCUCCAGCUGGAUCAGCCUCCAGCUAUAGGCAACAUUUCCUCUAUUGCAGUGGUCAUCCUGAAGAACGACAACAUUGAGGGUAUUCUUGAGUUUGACCAGGACUUUGUCAACAUAACAGUUGAUGAGGGAGUUGGCAUGUUGUUGAUCCCUGUGGUGAGGAAAGUAGGUUCAUAUGGACUGGUCUCAGCUCAGUUCAUCUCUAGAGGCCUGACUGCGACCCCUGACUUGGACUACAUCUUGUCUAAUGCCUCAGUGGUGUUCAGCCAUGGCCAGAAUAUCAGCCACAUCAACAUCACUGUUAUAGAUGACGUGGACAGUGAAUACGAGGAGAUGUUCGAGAUCCAGCUGAUAGGAACUACCGGGGGGGCAGUCUUGGGUUCUCACCGAAUUGCCAGGGUAACCAUCGCCAAGAGCGAUUCUCCUAGCGGGAUGGUGCGUUUCCUUAAUGAGAGCCUAAUCACUUUGGUGAACCCUGACUCCACCCUCAAAGUCACCCUCGUCCUGGAGAGAGUGGGAGGCUCACUGGGUAAUGCAAUGGUUGCUUGGAACAUCCUUGGUCCCAACAGCAGAGAAGUCCUUCCUCCACUCAACACGGACAUUCGAGAACCUGUGAACGGCUCCUUCUUUUUCAGAGAUAAAGAGGAGGUCAUGCACGUGAUUGAGCUCCGGAUUCUCCCCCAUGGGGAAGUGGAGGUGGAGGAGACAUUUAUUGUAGAACUCAGCAUCCUUUCUGGGGAAAUGGAUAUUGACCCUCAGGCAGGCUCCAUCACAAUCAAGAUUGAGAAGUUUGGUGACCCUAAUGGUAUAGUGCAGUUUUCCGAGGAUGCUCUUAGAGAACGCAUCUUCAGUGAACCCACAGAAACAGAUGGACCUCUCAACAUCUCUCUGUUAAUUACGCGACGAGAGGGUGUCAUGGGUAAUAUCACGGUCCACUGGCAGAUCCAGAGCAUCUCAGAUCUGGUAGGCGACUUCCUAGCCUCGGCUGGCUCCGCUCUGAUCCUGGAAGGCCAGAGGGAAGCAGAAGUUGUCCUCAGCUUGAUGCCCGACACGGUGCCAGAGGUGGAGGAGCUUUACGUUGUCCAACUCACAGCUGUGGAGGGUGGUGCCACUCUGGAUGCCAAUCCAAAUCGCACCAGCACCCGCAUCAGGGUGCGUGCCAACGACGAGCCCCACGGUGUGUUCACCCUGAACCCUGAACACCAGUCUAUAACAGUGGUGGGUGAGGGGUUGGAGGUCAGCAGAGUUCUGGUUCUGAACGUGACACGGUUAGCUGGGCUCUUUGGAAAUGCUAGCGUGGGCUACAGGAUCACUGGAGGGAUAGAUGGAGCGAUGGGCAUUGAGGAGAUCCUUGGAGAAGAAGCUGAAGGAAGGGUGUUUUUGAGAGAGGGAGAGCCCUUCACCACUGUUACUGUGACCAUUAGCAGCCAGGUGUUUUUGUCUGUGGGUGAGAGCUUCACAGCAGAGCUGACUGAUGUUAAGCUGGUCAGUCCUCUCCUCGGCCCCCUGCCUCGCCUCCUUCUGGAUGCCAGUGUUGCUAUGGUGACCGUGCCAGAGGAGGCUGCAAGCUCUGAGGUUGGCUUUGCCUCCCUGGCUUUGCAGGUGUCUGAUUUAGAGAAAGGCAUCUGUGAGGCGGAAGUGACCCGUUCAGGGCUGUUUGGGGACAUCAGGGUGGAAUGGAGAGCUGGGUACCCUCCAGGACUAGUGCCCCCUGGGUUCAGUCUGGGACCUGUCAUCCCCAGCUCAGGCUCAGUGACCCUGGCCCACGGAGAGAGGAGUAAAACUGUCUCUCUGAUGGCUGAUCCUGUUGUGUCAGAGGUGGCAACCUAUGCCAUUCACCUCACCACUGCCUCCUCCAGCACCACUGCUGCCAGCAUUGUAACACUCAGGUCAGGUUUCACUGUGGCGGAAGUGGAGCCACUGGGGGUCUACCAGUUUUCCCGCGACUCCCGCCAGCUGGUCAUCGAAGAGGACAUCCAGACUAUAACACUCUACGUUCAGCGACUCUAUGGUUCCCGUAGCAACCGCACACGCCUCUCCUUUGAGACCACACCGGGCACUGCAGCAGCGGGAGAAGACUUUGUGGCCGUACCCAAUGGCUUUUUGGUCUUUCACUCCCCGCUGCAAACAAACGCCUCAAUAUCCCUUUCGAUAUUGGAUGACCCCCUCUCGGAGUCCGAUGAGUACUUCUUUGUCAACCUAACAGAUGUUCAGACCGCUACACCAGACUUCCCUUGGGCAAAUACGUAUCCUCGCCUCAACCCUCAGCACAGUGUUGCCACAGUCACCAUCUUGGCUAGUGAUCGGACUGGGGGAGUGCUGAGUAUUGGUCCCGGACUAGUUCAUACAGCUGAGGAUCGGGACGAGGAGACGCAUCAGGAGAGAAGAGUGACGUUAACGGUCCGCAGGUCUGACAGUCUGGCCCGGUCUGUGAGGGUACGGAUCCAGGCCUAUGGAGGUGGAAGCACAACAAGCUCACUUCUCCCUUUUGCUGUGGAGCCUAACGGGACCCUGGCAAAGGAGGGGCAAGACUUCCGGCUGGAGUCCACUGUCGUGUUCCUGCAGGCUGGACAGAGUGAGGCAGAGGUGGUUCUCCUCAUCGUGGACGACUCUGAGCCAGAGGGACAGGAAGUAUUCUUCAUCUACCUCAGCGACCCCGAGGGAGGGGUGCAGAUCACUGACAGUCCUGACCAGCAGGGCUUUGGGGCCUUUUCCAAAAUCAUCAUCCUUGGGAGUGACUUCCAUAACGGGAUUGUGGGGUUCAGUCUCAAUUCUCUGGUGGGCCAAGUUCUGGAUGAGGAUUCAGAGAACAGAACCACUCUGCUUUACCUGCAGAGGCAGGAGAACAGAGCCUUUGAGGAUGUGCAGGUUUUCUGGAGAGCUACGUUCAGCAAAGAAGCUCUUGCGGUCGUCAGCAAUGGAGUCAACCUGACCAGAGAGUUGCUGCAGACUUCAGGCACUGUGCUGUGUAGGAGAGGAGAGAUUAUCUGUGUUCUCACUGUGGAGGUCCGUGAUGAUGAGGAACCAGAGAACCAGGCGUGGUUCCUUGUGGAGAUUUAUCAGGUCGGUGUAGGUGCUGCCAUCAAUGAGACCACCCGUUUUGCUAACAUCACUCUGGCAGAGAGUGAUGAUCCACGAGGCUUGGUGUACUUCGCUGUGGGCUCCAGAUUGCCCGUUGCCACCUUGAAGACCAGAAAGCUGAGUCUCCAGGUGUACAGACAGGCAAGCACGGCUUCAGCCAUGUCUGUGCGCUACAGCAUGAUGAGGCUUCCCGAAGCAGAGCUGGUCGGUCCCUUUAAGAUCUGGCCCGCUGAACCAGGGAAGGACUUCGAUAAAGACGAGGGCGAGUUGAUGUUUGAAUUGGGCCAGUCUAGCACACUGUUGGAGAUCAACCUGACACCAGACAAGGCCUCCUCCAACCCCACACCCAAGCGCUUCCAAGUGAAGCUCUACGGAGCUUCAGGUGGGGCCAGGGUGCACCCGGAGUUCGGGCUGGCUAAUGUGACUCUGGUGUCAAAUGCACAGGCCCAGGCUGUGUGGGCCUUGCUGGACCAACUCCAUCAGCCUCUUGAGCCGACCAUAUUGGACCAGGUGCUGCAGGGACUGAUCAAUAAAGUCCCCACGGCUCUCACUCGAGAACAGAUGACCGCAGUCUUUGAAGCUUUUGGGAAGAUACUUGCAGAGGCAGAGAGGAGCCCUCUGGAGGAGAGCAGCCGAGAGCUGACCUAUGACCUGUUGUGUGCGUUGGCCAACCCCAGCCGAGAGGACACCCGGGGCCUCAGCCACCUGGCAGAGGUGGCCGAGCGAUUUGCCUUCUCCCUCCUCACAGACAGCCAGUGUGAGGUGAAGAGGCUGAGAGGGCGUACCAUCCUCGAUACUUGCCCGUACAUGUCCAUCUCUGCCUUCCACUGGUACCCCACCAAAAUCAAUGGGUACAUUUUCACGGGCCGAAAUACAGACACCUUCCAGCUCCCUGACACCUUGCUGGAGGUCCCAGCCCCAGCUGCGGGCACUCCGGCACCUUCAGCCUGCCAGAAGAUUCACCUGACCGAGUACACCACUGAGCACUGGUUCCUCAACAGCGAUAAACACAGUGCCCUGAAUGGAAAGGUUUUCUCAGUGAGCAUCCAGGGCAGAGGGUCACGACCCCUGGCUGAUGGGAAUGAGGUGGUGUAUCGCAUCCACACCCCCGGCCCGCGGGUUAAACCGGGCCAGUCUUUGUGCCUUCUCUGGAACCAGGAUGUUCAGAGCUGGUUAUCAGACAGUCAGUUUUGCAGAGUUGUGGAAGACAGUGGGAACUACGUGCAGUGUGCCUGCUCCCACUUGUCUGUCUACUCGGCUCACGCAGAGAUUGCUGCUCUCGCAUCCUACAAUGAGGCCUUCUACGCCUCGGGAUUCAUUUGCAUCUCAGGCUUUACCUUGGCCAUCAUAUCCCACCUGCUGUGCUCCCGUUUCCCCAUGUUUGCUGCCAAACUACUUACCCACAUGAUGGUGGGCUGCCUUGGGACCCAGAUCUGUUUCCUGGUGUCGGCUUUCCGCGGCCGAAUGUUCUCAGAGGACAGCUGUGCUGCUCUGGCGCUCUUUUCUCAUUAUUUCCACCUCAGCCAGUUCUCCUGGAUGCUCAUACAGGCGGGGAACUUCUGGCAGGUGCUGGUGAUGAACGACGAGCACACCGACCGCCUGUACCUGCUCUUCUUCCUGCUGGGCUGGGGGCUUCCUGCCGCGGUCAUCUUGUUGCUGGUCAUUGUGGCGCUGGGGGGCUACAGAUGGAGCAUACACACAGUAUAUGGACUGGUGCACGGAGAUGUGUGCUUCAUCCCAAACAUCUACGCAGCUCUGCUUGCGGCCGUGCUGGGGCCUCUGAUCUGUGUGGUUGCGGUGGUGGUGGUCUUUAUCUACAUCUACCAGGUCACUCACCAGUGGAAGGCCUACGAUGACGUCUACCGUGGACGCACCAACAGCACAGAGGUGCCCAUGGUGCUGUACCUGUUCCUGCUCAUCUUCCUGGUUUGGCUGUGGGGAGGACUCCACAUGGGCUACAGGUACCCGUGGAUGCUCAUCCUCUACGUCAUCUUCAACUGCCUGCUGGGCCUGUAUGUGUUUGUGGUGUACUUCAUAAUGCACAACCAGCUGUGUUGGGCAGCCAAAGCCAGCUACACAGUGGAGAUGAGUGGUCACGACGGUCUUGACUCGACCUACCCGGGCGGGGGAGCCGCUACUGUAGAGAGCGACAUCAACAAAUCGACUCAGAACCUCAUCAGCGCCAUGGAGGAGCAGUCAGCUGAAUGGGAGCGAGCGUCGCUGCGGCCCAGCAGCCAGCCCAGCAGCGUGUAUAAGCCCAGUCCUGUGAUGGGCACCUACGGCACAGAGGGAGGCUUCAUCAACACCAACCUGGUCUCUGGAGACGAGGAGUCACAGGAGUUUGACGAUCUCAUUUUUGCCUUAAAAACUGGAACUGGCCUUAACGUAAGCGAUAACGAGUCCGUCCACGGAAGCCACGACGGAGGGAGCGUAGCCAACUCCCAAAUCGUCGAGCUGAGGCGAAUCCCGAUUGCCGACACCCACCUGUAACCAGUUCGCCUCCCCAAUCCUCCAUCCCUCCCUCCUCAAGUCCGAGAGAGAGAAAAGUACACCACAGUAUUUUUAUAUUCCAACUGCUUUUGCACUAAAAACAUCAGUUUUGUCAAUAGAAAUGUUUUCAUAUAGUUGUUUGAUAUGGAACUUGGUGAUUUUUACUGUACAUCUGUUUUUAUAUAUAUGAACAUAUAAAUGUUUUACUAAAUUAAUUUUUUUAAAAGUCCUUGACGGAGUUUUUUUCUCUGGUUGUAUAUAUUGUUUUUUGUUUUGUUUUGUUUUGUUUUUUUGCUGUUGUUGUUGUUUUAUUUUUUUUCUGUAUAGAUUUUAGGAAGAGUUAGUGGUGCCCUCAUCACAACCACCACUGCUAGGGCUGGAGAUUGUGUAACAUUGUUAAUAAAUAAUUCACCAUAUAUUUUA
Molecule: messenger RNA, 19430 nt
Organism: Myripristis murdjan (pinecone soldierfish)
Lineage: Eukaryota; Metazoa; Chordata; Actinopteri; Holocentriformes; Holocentridae
Gene: adgrv1
Product: adhesion G protein-coupled receptor V1
Exons: 95
Coding region: 408-19007 (6199 amino acids)
Biological process (GO): cell surface receptor signaling pathway; negative regulation of adenylate cyclase activity; cell communication
Cellular component (GO): stereocilium; cytoplasm; membrane
Molecular function (GO): adenylate cyclase inhibitor activity; G protein-coupled receptor activity; G-protein alpha-subunit binding
Source: RefSeq, a predicted model, not a curated record